AUGCUCCGUAGUCUUCUAUCAGGCACCGUGGUCUCGACAGCGCCGAGAGCUAACGACGACGAAUAUACGACGAACAGCAGAUCCAAGAUCAGCUCGUUCGCCUCUGCGAAACUUCACCUGACCGCUUCACCCCUGUAUCCGUCGCGGCGCAACCAAAACACACUACCAGCUACCACAGACGACGACCUCCGGGCACCACCGCAAUCAACCAUGUCCUCCCGCCCCUCACACAUCGAGUCUGAGGCUGAUCCCACCAUGGCCGCCAGCUGGAGUCUGCAUCAAGACGCGGAGCUGAACCGCGAGUACACCCUCGUCGACAACGACGACAUCAACGAACAGGGGUACGAUAUCAUCCCCGACAUCAAGACCACUCUCGUCGAGAGCAACCCCAAGAAACCUCCCCACCCCCUCGACCACUACGCCGACGACCGCAGCUACAUCAGAAAGCUGGCUGAGCGCAUGGAGUACUGGGUGUCCCACCCGGCCGCUCGCCUCAAGGGUGGCAAGCAACGAACACCCGGCGAACGCAGCGACGAAAACCGGGCUGCCCAANAGGAGGCCGACGACGCUACCUGGGUCGCCGACAUCAAGAGCGACAUAAGAUGUUUGUGGGACAACAUGGGCGUCGGUCAAGAUCUCCUCAAUGGCGAGCUGCAGUGUUUGAGCGUUGCGUUCUUCUCCGAAUGCCGGGAGAAACUCAAGAAGAUUGAGGAUGAGGGCCAUGGUGUCGGCCUAGUUCAGUUCCAGACCACUGUGCGCUCUCUUNUGGUCGGGCACGACCUCAAGCUUUCAGGAGAAGGAAUCAAGGUUAUGAAGGAAAUGGCCACCGACAAGCAAGCUCUCCGCAACCGUCACACCUUCAGCUUCGAAGAACAGAGGGACAUCAGCAAGUUUGCUGCUCAGAUGAUGGAUCGUUUGUCGAGAUGGGAAUGCGACAUUCUCCGCAAACGCCUGUCCUCCACUAUGACUCCUGAGCAGAGAGCAAUCCACGUCCGCCACAACCUGGAUCUCGUCCGUCGCUACUUUAAUAACCGUGCUGUCAAAGCGUUUGCUGGAGGAAAGAUGAAGCUGAUGGAAGAGGAAUUGACAAAGCUAUUGAAAGGAGAAAAGGAGCGCAGCAGGAGACUUUGGGAGGAAGAUUUGAACCGCCAACAGGAGCAUCAUGAAGAGCAGAUCGAGCUUCUUAGAGAGCAGCUGGAGCGUCCGAAGUACUGA
Molecule: messenger RNA, 1215 nt
Organism: Aureobasidium vineae
Lineage: Eukaryota; Fungi; Ascomycota; Dothideomycetes; Dothideales; Saccotheciaceae
Source: the annotation of a GenBank genome assembly